AUGACAUGUAAUCAGUCGGUAAUUGAUCGUUUGCGAAGGCACUUGUCCCUAGAAAAGAGUGCAUCGCCGCAGAGACAGACGGCCAACCAACUGUUAGGCGGUAGUGGAAAUGCGAGACUCUCCGCCAAUUCCAGCCAUGAAAGACCCGUCGAAGACAGCCCAAGAAAAAGCGGUCAAUUUUGUCCUUCAGUGGAAGACGCACCAGCGAACUACGUUUGGGAUCUGACGGGAAAUUGGUUACAAAUGGUCGGAUGCGCCUACGUGCACGCUAUCGACCUGGUCAAAAGAAUGAGUAUAACUCGAGUGAUUUCGCUCUGGCCAAAUCUCAAACGCAGUGGCUCGGCACAGAAGAAUCUCAACCCUGAAGAGCUCCGACUAACAUCUGCCUCCCCUGACGCGGAGGCAGAGAAGCAGAUUUUAGGCCGAACCAAGUUCUUACUGCUUGCUCUAUCUUUAACAAUUACGAUGGUGCUCCUAGUACAAGCUACAAUUAUUACUGUGAUGCGAAUAAUAUGGAAGCGACAUCAUCGUCGUUUUAUCAAAACUAUGAACGAACUCAGAAAGAAAGGCAGCAAGAGCUUUUCGCCACCCGAAGGAAAAAGGUCAAUGGAACGUUCUGUAGUCAAAUCAGCAGAAGCUAAUCCACAGAUUCCACAACCAGUAUUCCAAGGCCCACUUCUUCGAGACCUUUUUCCAGAAGAUUUAGCUGUUGACUCUGCUGAUCUGUAUGAAAUGUGA
Cylicocyclus nassatus is the source of this 738-nucleotide messenger RNA. The record is from the annotation of a GenBank genome assembly. NCBI's taxonomy places the organism in Eukaryota, Metazoa, Nematoda, Chromadorea, Rhabditida, Strongylidae.